Cynoglossus semilaevis (tongue sole) is the source of this 2814-nucleotide messenger RNA. It is a transcript of the gene crmp1, whose product is annotated as collapsin response mediator protein 1. Gene Ontology annotation, molecular function: hydrolase activity, acting on carbon-nitrogen (but not peptide) bonds, in cyclic amides. Lineage: Eukaryota; Metazoa; Chordata; Actinopteri; Pleuronectiformes; Cynoglossidae. Gene Ontology annotation, cellular component: cytoplasm; cytosol. The record is from RefSeq and is a predicted model, not a curated record. The transcript has 14 exons. The coding region runs from base 493 to 2505 and encodes 670 amino acids.
UCUAAACAGUUUAGUCUAAGACAUUAGGCUAUCCUGGAAUUUUUUCUGUGAAAUGUGUUUUGUAGGUAAUGGGAAGACAGAUGUAAAUAACUCACACUGAAUAUUCUCAACUCGAUUAUUGCUGCUGUUUAGGCUUAAAACGAACACACAACAGUCCUCUGUCACCCCCACCCCCACAUUUAUUCAUGAUAGAGGUCCUUACAAAGGAAACAAAAGAAGAAGAUCAGCUCCGAUUCCUUUAAACAUUACUCAACAUCACAUCAUUGCUCUCUGCCAAACUGGAGCACUGUAGAAUUCCACUGGGUUUCGUGUCUCUCAUCGUCUCUCUGCGCGUGUGUGUGUGUUCUAAGACACAGUAGUGCUUUUCACUGUUCACUCUCUUUGCAGCAUCGAAUGAGCGUGCACGCCCGUGUCUGACCCGGUUACAAGGCAGAAAGACUUCGCCAUCCCUCCAAAUUUAGGGAAGUGUCUCCUUCCUUCCUGGUGAACAUCAUGUCUGACUGCAGAAGACAGUGGAACCGGGAGGAUGAGCUUCCUGUCUACCUGGCAGGGCCGGUCACCACAGGACACAACCACCGAAAAUCCUACGGGAUGUUCAGCUCUGUGGAGGGGGCUUUUGAGAGCAAGACCAUAGACUUCGAUAACUACGCUGUGGGCAGGAAAGGGAGCCGCACCCCGAGAAAUAGGAGCACCGAGAGGAUUUUGGACAACGGUGAAAACACCAGCAAGACACCCACCCAGACCCGGCCACAAUCAGUGAGCAGCUCGCCCAGACAUGAUGCGGACAGUAGAACCAUACAUUCAUCGCCGAAAAAAGGCUCUGAUGGAGAGGGUGACAAGUUGUUAAUCAGAGGAGGACGGGUGGUCAAUGACGACCAGUCUUUCUAUGCAGAUGUCUACAUUGAGGAUGGGCUCAUCAAGGAGGUGGGCGAGAACCUGGUUGUUUCAGAUGGAGUCAAAGUGAUUGAGGCCAACGGUCGACUGGUGAUACCAGGAGGUAUAGAUGUGAACACCUGUCUGAUGAGGCCCUACCUGGGCACCAAGCCGGUUGAUGAUUUCCUGCUGGGCACCAAAGCUGCCCUUGCUGGAGGCACCACUAUGAUCAUUGACCAUGUGACCCCUGAACCUGGAGGCAGUCUGCUGGCAGCAUUUGAGCACUGGCAGGCAUAUGCAGAUAGGACUGCGUGCUGUGACUAUUCCCUGCAUGUUGACAUUCCUGAGUGGAAUGACACUGUUAAAGAUGAGUUGGAGCUGCUGGUGCAAGAGAAAGGUGUUAACUCAUUUCAAGUCUUCAUGGCCUAUAAGGAUGUGUACCAGAUGUCCAACUCCGAGCUCUAUGAGGCCUUCACUUUCCUGAAGCAGCUGGGUGCAGUGGUUUUAGUUCAUGCUGAAAAUGGAGAUCUUAUAGCCCAGGAACAAAGAAAAAUCCUUGGUUUGGGAAUCACUGGACCUGAAGGCCUUCCUCUGAGUCAUCCUGAGGAGCUGGAGGCUGAGGCAGUGUUCCGUGCAGUCACUCUGGGCAACUGUGUGAACUGCCCUGUCUACAUCACCAGGGUGAUGAGCAAGAGUGCUGCUGACAUCAUCACCCAGGCCCGCAGGAAAGGCUGUGUCGUUUUUGGCGAGCCAAUUACAGCUAGCCUAGCCACUGAUGGUUCCUACUACUGGAGCAAAAACUGGGCUAAAGCAGCCGCCUAUGUCACCUCUCCACCACUGAGUCCUGACCCCACAACUCCAGACCAUCUUCACACACUUCUUGCUUGUGGGGACCUCCAGGUGGUAGGCAGCGCUCACUGUGCGUACAGCACUUCCCAAAAGGCAAUAGGCAAAGAUGACUUCACCCUCAUCCCAGAGGGAACCAAUGGAGUGGAGGAGAGAAUGAUUUUUGUCUGGGACAAGGCUGUGGCUAUUGGGAAGAUGGAUGAAAACCAGUUCGUGGCAGUCACAUCUACCAACGCUGCCAAAAUCUUCAACCUGUACCCACGUAAGGGCAGGAUAGCAGUGGGCUCGGAUGCUGACGUCGUCAUCUGGGAUCCUGACAGUGUGAAAACCAUCACAGCCAAGAACCAGCAUUCGGCUGCAGAGUAUAAUAUCUUUGAGGGUUUGGAGUGUCACGGAGGUCCAGCGCUGGUGUUAAGUCAAGGUAAAGUGGUGUACAAAGACGGCAAGCUGGAAGCUGAACAGGGCACCGGUCGUUUUAUUCCACGCAAGGCCUUUCCUGACUUUGCUUAUCAGCGUCUGAAGUUCAGGAACCAGAUGAAGCAGGGAGUCACUCGUGGGAUGUACGACGGCCCUGUGUGCGAAGUGGCUGACAUCCCCAAAUACAUCACUCCUUCUCCAUCAGCCAAAACCUCCCCCGCCACUAACCAACCCCCAGCAAUACGCAAUCUACACCAGUCCAACUUCAGCCUGUCAGGCGCACAGACAGAUGACAAUGUACCACGUCGGUCUAGUCACCGCAUGAUGGCACCCCCUGGUGGUCGCUCCAACAUCACCAGCCUUGGUUGAAUGUUGUGUAUUGUAGGGAUGAGUGUCUGACCAACACGAAUGGUUUCCCUGUGUUUAUGUGACAGUGUUUUGAUCCUCUUAGGUUUUGUGAUAUUUUCCCACAGAAAAGUAUGUUUAAUCUAUAAAAUAUAUAAGAGCGAGAGAUACAAUCAGAUUUAUGAGAGAGAGAGAGAGAUAGAGAGAGAGAGAGACUCCUGGUCACACACUCACCUUCCACAGAGCACGACUUAACAAGAUAACAUGUCUUACCAUAUACAGUAGGUCUGAUCAGAUAUGGUGCUCCUUUCUACAUGUCAUAAUGAACAGCUG